Molecule: messenger RNA, 2443 nt
Organism: Astyanax mexicanus (Mexican tetra)
Lineage: Eukaryota; Metazoa; Chordata; Actinopteri; Characiformes; Acestrorhamphidae
Gene: rab3aa
Product: RAB3A, member RAS oncogene family, a
Exons: 5
Coding region: 83-745 (220 amino acids)
Biological process (GO): protein localization to plasma membrane; protein secretion; regulation of synaptic vesicle fusion to presynaptic active zone membrane
Cellular component (GO): axon; plasma membrane; endosome
Molecular function (GO): GTPase activity; GTP binding
Source: RefSeq, a predicted model, not a curated record
UGGGAGAAGUAAGCUCCGUUUAGCUGCUUUAGUUAACGCUACGGUUACUGAAGCGGAGCGGCGGAACAGCACGAGACUGAAGAUGGCAUCAGCAACUGACCCCCGUUAUGGACAGAAAGACACAUCUGACCAGAACUUUGACUACAUGUUUAAGAUCCUGAUCAUCGGGAACAGCAGCGUGGGGAAAACGAGCUUCCUGUUCCGCUACGCCGACGACUCCUUCACCCCGGCGUUCGUCAGCACUGUCGGCAUCGACUUCAAAGUCAAGACCAUCUACAGGAACGACAAGAGGAUAAAGCUGCAGAUCUGGGACACUGCAGGGCAGGAGAGGUACAGGACGAUAACCACAGCGUAUUACCGCGGGGCGAUGGGCUUCAUCCUGAUGUACGACAUCACUAAUGAAGAUUCCUUCAACGCAGUUCAGGACUGGUCCACUCAGAUUAAGACGUACUCGUGGGAUAACGCUCAGGUGCUGCUGGUGGGGAAUAAGUGUGAUAUAGAGGACGAGCGGCUGGUGGCGUCUCAGAGAGGGAGACAGCUGGCAGAUCAGCUGGGGUUUGAGUUUUUCGAGGCCAGUGCUAAAGACAACAUCAACGUGAAGCAGACGUUCGAGCGGCUGGUGGACGUCAUCUGCGAGAGGAUGUCCGAGAGUCUGGAGUCCGGAGACUCCUCCGUCACCGGGGGCAAACAGGGACCCCAGCUCACAGAGCAGCCGCAGCGCUCGCACCAGGACUGCGCCUGCUGAACAUCUACAACACUCGCUACACACACUACAUAUUUACUACACACUGUAGAGUACAGUUAUCCACGGUACCACCCAAAACAAACCCCCAUAAAAAUGCUCACAACAGGACUAGACCUGCUGAAAACCUACAAUACACACUACACACACUACACAAACUAGAUAAAUACUACACACUGUAGAGUACAGUUAUCCACGGUACCCCCAAAACAAGCCCCCAAAACAACAAAUACCUCCAAUACACACAAGCUACAUACAGCUCUGGAAAAAAUGAAGAGACCACUUCAGUUUCUGAAUCAGUUUCUCUGAUUUUGCUAUUUAUAGGUUUAUGUUUGAGUAAAAUGAACAUUGUUGUUUUAUUCUAUAAACUACAGACAACAUUUCUCCCAAAAUUCCAAAUAAAAAUAUUGUCAUUUAGAGCAUUUAUUUACAGAAAAUGAGAAAUGACUAAAAUAACAAAAAACAUGCAGAGCUUUCAGACCUCAAAUAAUGCAAAAAAAAACAAGUUCAUAUUCAUAAAGUUUUAAGAGUUCAGAAAUAAUCAAUAUUUGGUGGAAUAAUCCUGGUUGGUUUUUAAUCACAGUUUUUAUUUCAUGCAUCUUGGCAUCAUGUUCUCCUCCACCAGUCUUACACACUGCUUUUGGAUAACUUUAUGCUGCUUUACUCCUGGUGCAAAAAUUCAAGCAGUUCAGUUUGGUGGUUUGAUGGUUUGUGAUCAUCCAUCUUCCUCUUGAUUAUAUUCCACAGGUUUUCAACUUGGUAAAAUCAAGGAAAAACAUCAUCAUUAAGUGGUGUCUUAUUUUUUGUCAGAGCUGUAUACUACACAUUGUAUCCUAAAGUUAUCCACAGUAGUCCCCAAAACAAACCUCUAAGACAAAAUUCACACCAGGACUGCACCUAAAUGUAAAUGUAGUUACCCCAGUACCCCUAAAACCAGACCUAUAAAAAAAUAAUUUUCACCAUCUUCACCUCAUCAGGGAUAUAGACAGUAACCCUAACUGCCUCCUUGAUACCCACAAUACCCCCCUAAACUACCUCUGAUAUAUACCAAUACCCCCUACUGUACCUACCACCCCCCUCACCUCAAUACACUCACUGACAGAACUGCGGACCAGUCACAGAAAUAGAUGUUUUUUUUUUUAUUUAUUUAUUUAUUUAUUUGUUUGUUUGUUUGCUUGUUUAUUGUAAAUAAGUGAGUGAUCAAUCAGGCUGAUUCAUUCCUGUUCACACUGUGUUGUAUCUGAUUCAGAAUGUUCUGGGUAUAUAUAUACAGUAUGUAAUGUGAAUGAGUACUGCUGGACUCGAAUGUUAAAUUCAUGAACAGCUGCUUUACUGUAGUCCAGGUUUAGUCUUGGUUCAGUCUGGGUUAAAGGAGAAGUCUGGUGUGAAAUGGACUUAAGUUGUAGUGAAACAUGAUAACGAGUACAAACGUUUUUUCCUCAGCAUUCCAAAAUACAGCACUUUUAGCCGAAGCUCCCAACAGGCUUACAGUGCUAGAGAUAGGGGCAUAAAGGUGCCCAUGCAAAGUUAUCACUAUUUUUGCACCAUUAACAACAAGUGCAAAGUAGCUCCACACUUUAUUGGUAGAAUGAGGCAUAAGCGAUGGGCAUGGUUAGUAACAGUAAAGCAGCAAGAAUAAACAACAUACCAAAGUAAAGACGGCAAACAGUGGUCAUACACUGGUAAAAAAAAAAAAAAGAG